Molecule: messenger RNA, 6212 nt
Organism: Daktulosphaira vitifoliae (grape phylloxera)
Lineage: Eukaryota; Metazoa; Arthropoda; Insecta; Hemiptera; Phylloxeridae
Gene: cnk
Exons: 19
Coding region: 232-4314 (1360 amino acids)
Molecular function (GO): protein binding
Source: RefSeq, a predicted model, not a curated record
AUGUAAAUAAAGUAAAUUCUUUUUAACCUAUGUAAUAUUGCAACUAUUAUUAAUGUUAUAUUUAAAGAAUAAUUUUAUAUGUUUUUAUUAUUACGUAUUAAAGUAAUAACUUUGAUGAUUUAAAUUAUGUCGAUCUAGUAAAAAAAUAUUUAUACAUUUAUAUACAUAGUGAUACGAGUACCCUAAAUUUAAUUUCAUAUUAAUUUUGGAUAAAAGUAUAAUUAUUGUACAAUGGCUUAUGUAAAUGUAGCUGAUUGGAAGUCUGAUCAAGUAGCUGAUUGGCUUAAAGGAUUAGACAGUGUAAUUUUACCAUACAUUAAGUAUUUCAUUGAUACUGAUGUGAAUGGUCAAAAACUUUUAGAUAUGCAACCAAAUGACUUAGAUAAAAUUGGUGUGUGUAAAAUAGGACACCAAGAAUUAAUAUUAGAAGCAGUUGAUUUAUUGAGAAACUUUCAUUAUGAAUUGGACAAGGAAAAUGUACAACUUUUGGCAUUACGAUUAUCAUGCUGUGCUCAUAAUUUGUACAAAGAAAUUAUGCAAAAUCAUUUAAAUUCUUCUACUCAAGUUCCAACUUUAAUUUUAACUGAUGUUGCUAGCACAGUUGCCACAUUAAAACCUUUAGUUAAUUGGUUGAAUAGACCUCCAUUUUGUGGACAGCCUCAUUAUAUAAGUAUGAAAAAUAAUUUACUUAAAUUAGCUCUUGAAAUAGUCACUAGUGGUCAACGUGAUCGUUUUGCUGAAAACCCUGUUGAAAAUAUUUUUGAAAGUGCUAAACAGCUUGCACAGCUAGCUGACCAUAUUAUUCAAGAAAGUCUUGAUUCUUUAAUUUUACAGCCUGCUACAUUGGAUGUUGCAACUCUUAAAAAAAGAUCUGGCGAAUCAUUGGGGUUUUAUAUUGUACCAUCAUUCCAUGGUGUUCAUCAGGUAGGUGAAGUAAAAUGUAAUAGUGUUGCUCAUCAAUGUGGAAAAAUUGAAGCUGGUGAUGAAAUUGUUCAAGUUAAUUAUCAAACUGUGGUUGGUUGGCAAGCAAGACAAGUAAUGGCCUUAUUAGAAGAAGCAUCUACUGAUAUAUUUUUAACUUUGAAAAAACGACCUCGACAUAGUAAAGUAUUUGGUCAAAUAUACAUGAAGCCAUAUCGUCUUCCGAGUAAAAAACUUUUCAAUUAUCCACAACGAUACUUUGAUCAACUUACACCACCUCGCCCUAGUGAUCUUCUUACAAUCCCUAAUUUUAGUUUUCCUGUAAACAAACAAGAAAAGAAAAAGACACCUAAAAUCCAAGAAAAUCAACUUUCUAAUGACCACUUACUUAGUCCUCCACCAGUUAUUCAUUUAGGAGGCAGAUCCAUUUCUCCAGAAAUUGGUUCUCAUAGUAAUAGUAGUAGUGGUGAUGAAAGUGAACUUGAAAGUGCAAAUUGUUCAUCACCUACAUCCGUUAGGUUAUAUUUACCCAAACCUCAUAUUCCAGUUCAACGUAGGGCAACAAUAAGUGGUGCUAGUCCAAUUGGAAAACAUGCACCAUUUAAUUUUGAUCAGUUAUGGCUAAAACAAGUAAAUGAUGCAUAUAAUAACACUAGAAAUAAUGCUGAAAAAUCUAACAGUGAAAUACAACUUAGUAAGCGUUCUAAGUCUACUAAAGUUCAUUGGACUUCAUUACCUCCAAAUGAAGAAAAACAUGAAAGUCUAAAAGUGCCGGAUAAAAAAAGUACUGAUGUAUCUAUUAAAGAUAAAGUGUUAUGCAGUAAUGAUUUCAUUUCUUUGAAGGAACGUAUUAAUCAGUUGAAAAUUAAUACAAGUCCUGAAAAUGUUUGUAAAAAACCAAAAAUUAUGCCUAAACCAAAAAUAAAUAGUUCAAGUGAUUCAAAAUUAAUUAAAGCACGAGGUAAAUUGGAUAAAAGUUAUAGUACUCCUUCUUAUGAUUUUUCAAUUGACAGUAACUCUCAAAAUGAUUUUGAAGACUUUAAUUCAGAUUUACAAUUGUCUAAUGAAGAUGUGCCAAAUCAUAAUACUUCAGAAGUAUUUGAUUUAAGUGAUGUUUCUUUAAAAAAAUCUAAAAGACCUGACAAACCUAUAUUAACUUUUCCUCAACCCCCUCCAAUAAAAAUUGAUGAUACAGAAAUUCCAUUUUUAGUUGAUAACAAAGACAUUGCAUAUACAAUUAAAAAAUCAAUGUUAAUACUUCAAAAAUCACCUUAUGAAAAAUCAAAUUAUGUAGAUCCAAAUUUAACUAAAGAAUCAGUUUCUGAAAAGAUAUUAAAUAGUUAUAACCUUGAACCUCAGUACAAUAAUAUAGCUACUGAAACAGAAAGAGCAUUUUUGUUUGAACAAAAUAAUAGCUGUACAGAUAAUUUAAUCAAAAAUUAUCCAGAACUUCAUAAAACAGAUAGUGUUAUUAUUCAAUUAUCCCAUGAUAAAUCAUCUACUCCAAUAGAACUAACUAAGUAUUCAAUCAAUCGGCUAAAGAAGAAAUUUGAUGUAAAUAACAAAAUUCAAGAUUUUUCUAAUUUUGACAAAACAUCAUUUUCUGAUUUAUCUGAUGUAUUACCACCUCUGUCAUUAACUGAUCUUAGUGGUAGUGAUGACAACAUUUUUCGAGUUGAACCUAAAGAUAACAUCUCACUACCUUCUGAAUCAACAGCAAUCAUACCUCAUCAAACAGUUGUUAAUGCACCAGCAACUUUUCCCAGACAAAAAACUGAAACAAAAAAAUGUCAACCCCCAAUACCUCCACCCAGACCAUCCAAACCUGCUGAAAUACCGAAAAGGACCAGUUACAGAGCUAUGCUUGGAGCUAAAACUAUUGGAAAGAAAGAAAAUAAAGGACAAAAACUUCAUCAAAGAAACCCAUUGAUAGCUAAAAGACGAAAUCUUAGUAUUAAAGAAUUAGGAGUAUGUGAGUAUCAAGGUUGGUUGUAUCAAAGAUCAAAGAAAAUAUCACCUCGCAUGCAAUGGAUCAAAGGAUGGUUUAUUAUUAAAGGAACAACUUUUUAUGGUUUCAAUAAUAAAGAGUCUACUAAAGCUCGGCUCAUGAUAAUUCUUUCUGGUUUUACGGUAGCAGUUGCUGAUGAAGUUAAAUCUAGAUCUAAUGCUUUUAAAGUUUAUCACAUGGGAACUAUGUUUUACUUUGCUGCUGAAACACCAGAUGAUCUUACAAUGUGGUUAGAUUGGUUUUCAACUGCCACUUCCAUAGAUGGACAUAACUCAAAUAUUGAAGCUGUUAGUGAAACAGAUGAUGAGGAAGAUGACUUUAUAAAUGAAAAUGGAGAUUCUAUAGAACCGUCAGUUACAUUACAUCCGGGUAUAACUCAUGAAUCUAAUUUUACAAGUUCUGCUUUAAGAAAUAUAUCUUCUUUUAUAUCUAAUCAUAUGGGUUCACAUUCAAAUGUUAAUAACAAUAGUUCCAAUAAAGUUAAAAACGAUAAAAGUUGUAGUUCAUUGAAAAAACAGCAAAAAAAGAAUUUGCCUAAAGAAGAUCAAACAAAAGGUAGUAGUUUGGAUAGAAAACAUUGGAAGUUUCUUGGAAUGGGUAUGAUUGGACGUGAUUCAAAUGAACCUGUUCCAACAUCUCAAUAUCGUAGUUACCGUAGAGUACCUCCUGCAGUUCCUAAAUAUUCAUCAGAUGUACCAUUAGCAAACCUUUAUAAUCAAAAUUUAGAUGUCAAUUCUCCAACUCAAGUAUCACAAGUUACCCAUAAUCGUCCUUCCGACAUGGUUGACUAUAGAUUAGCUUCUGUGUCCAAAACAUCUGAUAGUAACCUUAGACGUACUGAUAUUAGUAACAGUUCUGAAAUUACUCUAGAAUCAUUUAUGCAAUCAAGACAAGAAGCAGAGAGACGCAUUCAAAAUAUACAUGUAAAUAUGAGAGUACCUCAAUAUACUGCACCUCCACCACCACUUGGUAAUAGAGAAGAUCAAAACACUCAAUAUUUGGAUCAAACUAAUUAUAGGAUUGCUACUGAAAGUGAACCACGAUCAAGGCAACCUAUUACUGUUUUAACUGGCAUGGAACACAAUACUAACUUGAGUGUAUUACCAUCAUGGAUAACAGAAGGAUUAGAUGAAUCUAACGAUCAAAAUGGAAAUACUAAUACAAAUAAUUUACCAUAUCACUUAUAUUCAAAUAGAUAUUUUAUCACAGAUAGUGAGUUAGAAGCAGAACUUUUGAGACAAGAAGAAGAGCCAUUAUCUGACGAUAAUUCUGAAGACGACAAAGAUUAUGUUGAAGAAAGUGAACAUGAUACGGAAUCAGAUUUAGGUACGUGUUCAGACGAUGACGAAGUGAAUGAUAGUUACAGAUGCCCAAGAUACAGCUGAUAUAACAGAAAUUACAGCUUUUAUUGGUUUAUUAUUGAUGUCUGGCGUUAAACAAGCUGCUCAUUUGAAUAUUGAAGAAUUAUGGGAUGAAGAUGGACCUUCAAUUUUUUCUUUAGCAAUGUCCUAUAAACGUUUUUUAUUUUUAUAUCGUUGCAUUCGUUUUGACAAUAUACAUACUAGAGAAGAGAGAAAAAAAAACUGACAAACUUGCAGCUGUCCGUGAAAUACUCGAUAUUUGAGCUUGCGUAUACACUAGCCGAAUAUACAACAAUAGAUGAGCAGUUAAUUCCGUUUAGGGGUAGGUAUCCUUUUCGACAGUAUUUACCAAACAAGCCAAAAAAAUAUGGAAUUAAAGUAUUUGCGUUGGUAGAUAGCAAAACCUUUUAUUUGUUAAAAUUUGAAAUAUAUGCUGGGUUACAACAUGAUGGUCCUUAUAAAAAAUUAAACGCACCUUUUGGUAUUGUUCAACGUUAUGUUGAUCCAAUAAUGGGCAGUGGAAGAAGUUUUACCACUGAUAACUGGUAUACAAGUAUACCUUUGGCAAAUUGGUUAUUAUAUAAUAAAAUAACACUAACAAGAACUUUACGCAAAAACAAAAGAGAAAUUCCAUUUGGAUUUCUCCUUAAUAGAAAAAGGGAAGUUUAUUCGAGUAUUUUUGGAUUUACAAAAAAUAUAUCUAUGGUUUCAUACGUUCCAGCAAAAUCUAGGUCUCUUGUAGUUAUCUCCACUAUGCAUAAUGAUGAUUUAAUUUAUGAUGUCACUGGUGAAAAGAAAAGACCAGAAAUAAUAACUUUUUAAAAUACAACUAAAGGUGGAGUAGAUUCAUGUGAUCAGCUUUGUAGCAAUUACAAUAUUGGUCGAAAGACCAGAAGGCGGCCGUUAGCUAUAUUUAAUCAUUUUAUAAACGUUUCUGCAAUAAAUGCAUAUAUUAUUUUUAAUUCUAACACGGAAGAAACAAUGGAAAAAAGAAAAUUUUUGAAAAAUCUUGCCAAAAAACUUGCACAUGAUCAAAUAAUUAGAAGAGGAAUUAACAUUCACAUAUUACGUAGUCUUAGACAAAAAUAUGGAUUUAUUUGGGUAAUCAAGGAAUCAAUAAACAACCAGUUACAAAUUAAGUCGACAACAUAAGAGACUCUAAAAAACGUAAAAGUUGUCAUAUUUGUCCAAGCACAAAAGACAAUAAAUACAGUGAUGUUUGUAAGGUAUGUAAACAAAAUAUUUGUUAAAUUCAUUCGGCAAUUGUUUGUUUAAAAUGUGAAGUAAAGUAAUACUAAAAUUAUAUUGUACAUAUUUUAUACUUGGUAUUAAGUUCAUUAUAAAAAACAAGGAAAGCAAUUUUUUUUUAUGUAUACUUAUUAUGUUAAAACUAUUAUUCUUAUUCAUUAAGAUUGUAUCAUUAUUUUUUUCAAUACACAAGUGAAAUACAAAAUGUAUGAAAUGAAGUUAUUUUUUAUUAAUCAAUUUAAUCCAAAAUUAAGUAAAACUUAUAAAAUCCAAACUAAGGGUCACUAUGACCCGACGUAACUGUCUGUGUAAUUAUUCGAUGGUGACUAGUUAAGGGUUAAAGGCAAUGAAAUCAACUAAGUACGAUUUGUGAUCCUUUGACAUAUAUUUGAAUGAAAUUAGUCGGAUGAAAGAUGAAAAAAGUGGUAACAGACACAAAAAAAUAAAUAAAAAAAAAACAUCAUAGGAAAAUUAAUACCUUCACAGCUUCCCAUCGAAGUUAAAAAAUGUAUUAAUUAUAAAUAUAUGUUUAAAUUUUAAACAUUAAUAGCAUAUAAAAGUACAACCUCAAUUAGUGACUAGUUCUGUUGAUGACUGUACUUUCAUUGAAAUAUAAUAACUAUUAUUGAUGUUAAUUUUAAAAAUGUUCAAAAUAAUCCAAGCAAAAUUUCUAU